AGAGUUAAUAUUAGGGUUUCUUUCAAACAAUAAAACGAUCAGGAAAAUAUGCAGUGGAAAUAACAUUUUUGCCGUAAUUCUUAGUUUUUUUUCUACUUCUUCUUUUUAGCUCAACGUUCCUACCGGAACUAGGUCUGCCUCUUUUCAUCUUGGUAUUUUGAGAACUUCCACAGUUAUUUUUAGAAGGAUUUCUUUGCAUGUCAAGGCAUGAAACUGUAUAUUGUGUGACAAUUACAAUGAUAAACUAUGCCCAGAAAGUAGUGAACAUUAUCCUGACCGCAAACGGAAUCGAAUCCGUCCUCACCAGAUAGACGAUCCAAAGUCUAUCCACAAAGCUCACUGAAGACCGAAGUUUUUGCCGUCCUACAAAAAUUUGAUAACCGCUUUCACGUUUAAAGCCUCUCUAAUAAUAAAUAAAUAAAUAAUAUAAUAAUCGCUAUUGAUAGGCAAUAUCGCAGGGAUUUGCGUACGGUCGUGCUGAACUGAGCCAAAUAUAACCGUUUCGAAGUUCAGUUUUCGGAUGACCAUGGGAGCAUUAACAGUUGUGGGAUUGGUGCUGACGCUAAGCUUGUCCAUCGUACAGUCGGCAGGAGGAACGGGGACCUGUGGAGAAAGAAAGUUCGCAGCUACUGCACUGAUUGCUCAUGCAUACACCGCACGGGAUGGUGCGUGGCCAUGGCACGGGGCAAUGUUCCAUAAAUACAACGAAGGUGUGACCAAGUAUGCGUGUGGAGUGACGAUUUUAACUGAGCAAUUUCUAUUAACGGCAGCUCAUUGUACGUAUGAAGGAAGGCAAAUGCUUCCGGCGGAUCGUGUAUUUGUCAAAGUGGGAUUCAGUAAUAUGGACUUACCGGAAGACCAUGUGCGGCAAUUCAAUGUCGACAGGAUUACCAGACACGAAGAAUACAUUAUGGACACGUUUGAAAAUGACAUUGCGUUGCUUAAGCUGUCUUGUGAAAUUACCUUUACCAAUUACAUACAGCCCGUAUGUUUAUGGCAGGGUGAUACUCAGUUGAGCAAAAUUAUCUCAAAAAUAGGAUUCGUAGUUGGAUGGGGACUUCAUGAAGGGUAUAGUAUGCCCAAAAAGCUAUCCGAAGCAACGAUGCCAAUAGUAUCCAGCAAAAAAUGCUGGGAGAGUGAUAGGUGGCAUUACAGCAAGUAUUACUUCGAGUCGAAAACAUUUUGUGCAGGUCGCCGCAAUGGUACUCAUGUUAAUGCUGGAGACAGUGGAAGUGGAUUGUAUAUGCGGAUGGGAUCGAACUGGGUUCUCCGUGGACUUAUUAGUAAUGCCAAAACUAACCCGCUCACAUUAAAAGUACAGCCAGACAGUUACGCAAUAUUCACAGACGUUGCUUACUAUUUAAACUGGAUCAAAACAAAAGUGCCAGUCAUACCUCAUUUUGCUGUAGAUACAGAGCAAAUCACUGAAACUGAAUUUGACAGUGAUGCCAAUCUGCUUGACUUAAGUAAGUGUGGAAAGUAUACCCAUCCGUCAGAAACACAGGAAGAAGGAAAAGUAUUGGUGAACCAGUACCCCUGGGAGGUUGAUAUCAAAAUAUAUGACUCAAAAAAGCGAACUUACCGAGUCGGGUGCCUUGGAUUUUUGAUUCAUCCUACUUUUGUGAUUAGUAUGGCCAGAUGCUUGAAAUUACAUCAAAAUGGUAAUGAGAUUUUUGCAUGGAUUAACGACUUCAACGGCAAUGAAAAGUCAUAUUCAAGGAUUCGCAUUCAUGACACGUUUAUACAUCCGGACUUUUCGUUUCGAAAGAAUGCCAACGAUAUUGCAAUGGCAAAGUUAAACCGACCGGCUACUGUGAACCCAAUAUGUCUUCCUUUGUUGGACCCAUUGGAACUUCCCGAUAUCUCACAGCUGCACACGAUUGGUGUGGAUCUGAACGACACGGCCAGAUAUUUCCGAAACGUCACUCAGCUGAUCGAUUUGGAAAUCUGUCAGAAACAGCUUGACAGAACAAAUAAACGUAUGAAUUUGACUAUGGGUCAUGCUUGCAGCACUAAUGUUAUCGAGGACAUAGAUUUGAUGUAUUAUUUGGUAUCAGCUCCGAGGCAGCAUGGCCAACAAAAGUUCUUUGAUGGUCAAUACUUCCUGGCGGCCUUCAUGCUUCUUCAAGUCGAAGUUACCUCGUCGGAAUAUUUUUCAGUGUUCACAAAUGUGGCUUAUUAUUCCAAGUGGAUUCGUGAGACGAUUGGGCAAAACUAGGUAAUAAUGCGAAUUUAAUCAUUUUGAAGCAAAUUUGUAGCAAUAGUUAUAAAAAUAAAAACAGAUUUGAUUUGAGAACGAUUAUUUUCAUUGUUUCAUUUGAAGUGCAUAUUUAUUUUUGUUUCUGUAGAAUUGUUCAUUGCUCUGUCACAACUCUGGCCCUACGGUGUUUCAAUUACGUAAUUUGUAUCAAACAAUGAGCGUUUCACGAUUCUGCCCUAUUGACCAAGAGAUAUUUUCACCAUCGCAUAAUGUACAAAUUCGUGGAAAAAGUAAACCUUAUUCAGUUUCUGUCGACACAAAAAAUACAUAAUGCAACUAACAAACAAUAUCUAUAUUCUGAAGUAAAAACCCUGAUUAAUCCACCUAAUGGUGAUAGUGCCUUUCUCGUCGAAUAUGUACUUAUGAUCUUUCCGUCGACGUUAGCCGAAAUGAUCCUGAAUCCUGAGAACACUUUAUAUAGAAAAGCAACAAUUUUAACAAAGCCAUCAUAGAUUUGGGAAACUUAUUGAUGCCACACAUUCCGAUGUUAUGUUCAACGACAAAACAGAGCUGACAAAUAUCAGACCUCUCAGUUGACUACUUGAUUUCCUUAACUUUAUUCAAAAUCACAGAUCAUUUACGAUCUUCAACAUUCGACUUCGAUCUUCGAGUUUUUUUUUCAACACACUUUGGGCUAUAUUUUAUAAUUCUUGGUUUACGAUUCAUGUAAAUGAUCCAUCCUACACCGCAGGAAUCUGAAAUGGUGUGAUUUGAUGAGAUCGCUUUGGUCACGAUUUUGAUCUCUUGCAUAUAUGAAGACUUCGACAUUUUCUUAACUCUUAAUCGUACCCAACGUUUACCAGGCUAUAAAAAAAAAACACGAUUUGAUUUAUCACUAAAAUUAAUUUUGUUCACUUCCAUGAUUCCGCUAUUUAAUGUGCCGCAUGUAUGGGUUUGGUUCAAUUUUACGUUUGACCACUUCCGGCGGUAAACCUGGAACUCAUUCCAUGACACUAGCGAUUGUCCCAAAUAUGGUCUCAGACUGUCUUCUUGUCUGUUCAUCAGGUUACCUAAAAAGCCGCGAAUUGAUGUGUUGAAUGCAUGGGUUGACGUUUGACCAAUUCCGACGGGACACUCGGAGCCCGUUUCGGAUCACUACCAGGUUGUCUAAUGUGAUCUGAGGCUAUUUUCUUGCUAACCCUUUGAUUAGUUAUUGAAAAAAUCGCGAUUUUAUGUGUCGCAUGCAUGAUUUUGCCACAAUUCUAUAUUUAAUUACUUCUAACGAAAAAGCCUCAAUUUGAUGUGUCGCAUGCAUAGGUUCGGACUUUUAUAUUUGACCACUUAGGACGAGACACCCAGCAUCCGUUUUCGGAAUCGACCUGUUAUCCAAAAUAUGGUCUGAAACUAUUUUCUGGCUAACCGUUCAUCAGGUAACCUAAUAAAUCAUUUGAUACAUCGCACGUAUUGGUUUUCUUGUACAUUUGACCAUUUCCGGCGGUACACCCGGAAUUGGUUCCGUGACACAUUGAUAUGGUUUGAGACUAAUUUCUUGCCAACUGUUUAUCAUGUUACCUUAAAUUAGAUCCCUAAUGUGGUCUACUUUCUUGAUUACUGAUCAUCAGGUUAUUGAAAAUGCCGUGAUUUUAUGUGUCGCAUUCAUGAGUUUAGUUUACUUCUACAUGUGGCCACUUCCGGAGGGACACAAGGAACCGGUUCCGGAACACAACUGGUUCAGAUAUGAUCUGAGACUAUUUUCUUGCCAUCCGUUAAUUAGGUUAUCAAAAAAGCCACUCUUUGAUGUGUCGCAUGUAUGGGUUUGGUUCACUUUUACAUUUAGCCACGUCCGGUGGGACAUCCGGUACCGGUUCAAGAACACUAACGAUUCAGACAUGGUCUGAAACUAUUUUAUUGCUAACCGUUCAUCAGGUAAUCAGAAACCGACAGACCCCAAUGUGGUCUGUUCCUACUUUCUUAAUAAUCGGUCAUCAGAUUAUUGGAAAAGCUGUGAUUUGAUGUGUCGCAUGUAUGGGUUUGGUUCACUUUUAUAUUUGGUCACUUCCGGCGGAUCACCCGGAACCAGUUCCGGAACACUACCGGUUCAGAAACGGUCUGAGAUUAUUUUCUUGCCAACCGUUAAUUAGGUUAUCAAAAAAGCCGCAGUCUGAUGUGUCGCAUGCGUGGUUUUGGUUCACUAUUACAUUUAGCAACUUCCGGCGGGACAUCCGGAAGCGGUUCCGGAACACUACCGGUUCAGAUAUAGUCUGAGACUAUUUUCUUGCCAACCGUUAAUAAGGUUGUCAAAAAAGCCGUGCUUCGAUGUGUCGCAUGCAUGGCUUUGGUUCACUUUUAUAUUUGGCCACUUCUGGCGGGACAUCCGGAACCGGUUCCGAAACACUACCGGUUCAGAUAUGGUCUGAGACUAUUUUCUUACUAACCAUUCAUCAAGUUUUCGAAAAUACCGCAGUUUGAUGUGUCGUAUGUAUGGGUUUGGUGCAAUUUCAUGUUUGGCCCCUUCCAGGAGCACCAGUCCUGAACUCCUAAAUGGGACCAGAUUCCGCGUCGAAUGAACCGUCGGUCAUCAAAAUCGGUUGAGGUUUACUGUUCAAAAGUGAUGUGAGUUUUUUUGUCCACACACAUACACACACACAUACAUACACACAGACAGCACCUCAAUUCGUCGAGCUGAGUCGAUUGGUAUAUGUGACUUGACCCUUCCGAGCUUUCUAUCAAAAAGUCAUUUCUGGAGUGAACACAUAGCCUUUCCAGUACACUUAGUGUACGAGAAAGGCAAAAAAAAGGUAUAGAAUUAAGGUGAAAUCAAAAUUCUAGAAAAAACUCUUAUAGAAAUGGAUUCUCCAAGAAAAUAUGAAAAUAUGAAAACGCUAGCAACAACAUUCGACAUUAGUUAAUAAAGACUUCGCGACCCACCAAAAAUCGGCCCGUGACCCACCAAUGGGUCGUGCAUAGUAGGGAUGUAGUACCGGUAGUACCGGUACCAAAAAUACCGGUAUUACCGACCAAUUUUUGGUACCGAAAUACCGGUACUGACUGAACCUUGGUACCGGUACUUUCGGUACCGUGAAAUCUUUUCCGAAUUGCUGAAAUCCGGUUAUUAGUAUAGCCAAUAUGCAACGGAAAUAAAAAAAAAAACAUAACAUCAAGUACUUUAACAAACAAACAUUUCAUACCUAUAUGCAACUUUUCUGAAAAUCCAGGAUAUCAAGAUCCAGGUUUAAUGAAGGUUGUUCCUGUCUCAUUUUAGACUGACCAAGAUACUACCUGUGAAACUGCGCAGAAACUAAACAAUAGCUCCAAAAACAGUUUCAUACAACUCGUUUCUUUCUAUAUUACUGUUUAAUUUAGUACUCUCUUGUUAGCUUUAAUGACAUCCCUGAAAACCGGAAUUCACAAAUGCCUGGUAAAUUGUAGAUUUUCUGUGCAAAAUAGAUUACUCUUCAUUUUAGUGAAAAAUUACCAGUACCGGUAUUUUACCAGUACUACCAGUACUGUAAGACCGAAAUACCGGUACUCACCAAAAGUGGUCGGUACUGCGACCCCUAGUGCAUAGGCGAAACCACCGGGGGUGCCGGGGGUGCCAGGCACCCCCUAGAAUUUAAAUGCGUUGCUGUGAGAUAUGGGGCGAUUAAUAAUUAAUGGAUGAACUAAUGAAUAUUUGGUUUGUAGUGCACCCCCUAGCAAAAAUUCGUAGUUUCGCCAAUGGGGUCGUGACGAGAAACGCUGGUGUAGUGCAUCUAUCGAGGAAGAAGUGCCAGUGCGGAGUUUUUAUUAGUUCGUAAAGAUAGAUAUUGCAUUCGAAAGAAGCAUUUGGGGUCUGUGCACUGAAAGCAACCCACGUAUAAAGAACCAACAAUCAACAAAUAGUAAGCAAUUUUCGAGCAGAAAAGAACACCAAGUGAAUAACAUACCGAGGUAUUAAUCUUAAAUGCCAUUAUACCUCGAUAUGCUCUUUAUUAGGUAGUAAUACGAGUCAAAAUAACAAAAACGAAUACCAUAAUUUUGUGUGAAUAACACCUAGAAAAGUCUCGUUGUUUCAAUAAUGAAUGCAUACCUAAAUGUUUAACUGCUGUAUUUGUUAACAAAUGUUGCUGUAUUGAAUAACAAAAAAAUAGCAUUUGUUAUUAAAUUGCACAUUUGUUCGAUAGCUCCAUCAUGUAAUAACAAAUCUUGUUAUUCAGUUAUUUUCACUGCUAAUCAACAACUAGCACAUCAACACCAAACUCUGCUCAAAUACCCCCAAUUAUUAUUGUGAUGUUCUCACAACAUAUAGUACAACAUAACAAAAACAAUGUUAGGUAUUAUAGCACAGGCUGCGCUUUGCGUGGUAUUUGUAAGGUUCUGCUCGGGUUAUUUCAUAUUUUUGCUACUGUAAGAAUGGUUUUCUUCAAAAUAUUUCAAUGAAAAUUUAACAU
Aedes albopictus (Asian tiger mosquito) is the source of this 6630-nucleotide messenger RNA. RefSeq names its product prostasin. The transcript has 3 exons. The coding region runs from base 521 to 2218 and encodes 565 amino acids. The record is from RefSeq and is a predicted model, not a curated record. Gene Ontology annotation, biological process: proteolysis. Lineage: Eukaryota; Metazoa; Arthropoda; Insecta; Diptera; Culicidae. Gene Ontology annotation, molecular function: serine-type endopeptidase activity.